Molecule: messenger RNA, 895 nt
Organism: Prorocentrum cordatum
Lineage: Eukaryota; Dinophyceae; Prorocentrales; Prorocentraceae
Source: the annotation of a GenBank genome assembly
AGCCAUUCUGGCUGAAGUCCCCGGCCAGGCAUGUGGGCACGGUGGGCGCCGCCCAGCGAGGUCUCCCCCGGUUUCCUUUUCGCAAUGGAGGGCACAUGGCCCUGGACCGGCGGCGCCGCCCAGCCGCCCGCGCCCGCAAGCGUCCCUCUUCCGUUGAUGCUGCUCCUCACGCCGUCCAGGGCGGACCAACAGCGGCUCCCGACCGGGCCCCAGAUCCCGAGCUGGGCGGCGGACUCGGAGGGCUACGAGGUCCAGGCGCCUCCCGAACUGGCCGCUGCCGAAGUGGACGAGGACGAGGAUGACGAGGAGGCCGGCUCGAGGAUGUCCGCCGCGCGCCGUCGCACCAUCCGCCGCCGGAUGUUGCGCAGGGGUGCGCUCGCCCGGGCCCGCCGCGACAGCCAGCUCACCGGGCCUUCCGCGACCACGUCCGCGGAGGCGGACCUGGCGGCCGGAGCGGCGUUUGUUAUCUCGCUGUAGGUCGCCUCGAGGAGGAGGAGGAGGAGGAGGAGGGCACCACUGCGCGCGGUCCCCUGCUCACGACGGCUGCCCUCUACCACUGGCUUGCCGCGGAGCCUGACCUCGCCCUAUUUACUUUUGCACAUUCCACAUCGGCCCGUCGCUGUGGCGCCACUCUUCGCACUGGACUUGCGAAGCGGCCCCUCACACCAGACAAGCAGCACAACGGUGCAGCGCAUCGACCGACCCGAUCUUCGAAGUCCGCUUCGCACGCAGACGCUUGAAAUCUGGGAUAGUAGAGUUCGGUACAAUAAGUGACAGUUUAGUCGUCCUCCCUCACGAUUGUCGGGCGUCCCGUCUAGAGGCAGUGUGGCUCGCUCGCCGCGAGCGUCCAAUUGUCGUUUUUACCCCCUUCCUUCUCUCCUCAUCCCCUUCUUCC